Messenger RNA from Gambusia affinis (western mosquitofish), 2608 nucleotides. Its product is annotated as collectin-43-like. The record is from RefSeq and is a predicted model, not a curated record. The transcript has 6 exons. NCBI's taxonomy places the organism in Eukaryota, Metazoa, Chordata, Actinopteri, Cyprinodontiformes, Poeciliidae. Bases 134 to 895 code for a protein of 253 amino acids.
UGAAAGCACUCCGUAGGAUCACAUUUGUCAGAUCUCAGAAACUCUCUGCUGGUCUUCUUAGAUUUUUAAUCGGCAAAGCAGCAACACCUUCUGGAUGAUCACAUUUUGACAGAUCCAACGAUACGUUGAGAAGAUGAGGAUUUGUUUUCUCUUCUGUAUUUUCUGCCUGAUGUUUCCCAUGAGCCAAAGUGAGGAGUGGGGUCCCCCUGGUGAUAAAAGUGACAGAGGACCACCUGGACCACCAGGACCACCAGGAGCACCAGGACCACCAGGACCACCAGGAGCACCAGGAGCACAAAGACCACCUGGAUAUGCUAUCCCAGGGGCCCCUGGUCCACUUGGUCCACCUGGACCACCUGGACCACCUGGACGACCUGGAAUAAAUGGACCAAGAGGACUACCUGGAUUCCCUGGACCACCUGGACCUGUCAUCGUGUGUGGACGAGAGCUCUUUAAUUCUUUCAGACAGGAUGUUGAAAGACUGAUGAAGAUCACCGCUAAGCUGGACCUUGCUUUAACCUUUGACUUUGUGAGGAAGGCGGGUCAGAAAUACUUUGUGUCCAACAAGGAGAGAGGAUCUUUCCAGAAGGCUGCAGAUUUCUGCCAGCAACGAGGCUUGGAGCUGGCUCUGCCCCAGAGUGAGGAGGAGAACCACAUGCUGCUUCAGCUGAUGGGUCAAGAUGAGAAAAGAGCCUGGAUCAACAUCAACAUGAGAAAAGCAGACGGAAACUUCCAGUCCGACAUGAAAAAUCGACCUCUGACCUUUACCAAAUGGGGAAAAAGACAGCCGGAUCAAAGCAUUAAGGACAGCGGCUGCAGCAUGGCAACUGAGGACGGCACCUGGAGAGUGACACCAGACUGUUCUCUGGACGCUGACAUCAUCUGUCAGCUGUAGAAAGAUCAUCCACCAGGCAGGAAGCACCACCCGAAAGAAAUCACUUACUUCAAAAUGAUUUAUUGUUUGCUUUCUUUUUACUUUGUUGGAUCUUUUUUUAUUAUUUUCAACCAUUUCCUUACAUAGCCUGCAUGUUCUUGAGCAGCCAACAGUCCACCAAGCUGACCUGCAUUGUAUAUUAACUCAGACUAUAUAUGCUCAAGUGCAUGGCAUUGCUAAUACCUAACACUUGAGCAAAUAAACUAAUAAACGAGCCAGAUUGACAAAAGGGUGGCAUGUGUGUUUGUCGCUAGGAGGAGACCGAGGGGAGGCUGCAAGUACCCCAGAGAAAACCAAAACUCUGAAACCUUCAUACUGUGAGCUGAGAGCACUGCUAAUCCUGACUGAAUAUAUGAUCACUAGAUACAAUAUACGUUAGUCUUUUUUCUGUGUAGCCCUUCUUAAUGUUUUGACUAUUGUUGGUCUAAGAAUAAGAUUUUGACAAAGGUUAAACAGGAUUUUGAUAAUAAAAAUACAAUGAAAAUAAGGCAGGGAAUCAGAAUAAGUUAAGAAAUUCGCAAAAGUUAGCUGAAUGUUUAAUACAAUACUUAAUCUGCUGCCAGUUAAGCCAGAGUUUUGUCAACCAGUUCUUGCCACACAGUGAUGCACCAUGUUGGUGCACCAACCAACAGGGGCAGCUUGUUCUUCACAGGCCACUUUUCUACAAGCUGUCCCCAAAACACAAACACGUCCUCCACUGUAAGCUUGGAGCUUCACUUCAGCCGGCUGCAAAGGCAGGUGUGAGAACAUUUUCCAACUGUGUAGGAGGUGCAGUGAAACUUUUUGCUGAUCCCAUGUCAAUUUCCAUUGACAAUAUUGAUUGCUAUUGGCAAUCAACAUUAUCAAUAGCAAUCAACAUUGUUGAUAGCAAAUGUUGCUUUAUAUCGUUCAUCAUCCUCAGCACUAACAGUCAAAAUGGAUAACUCCUCUUCUGGGUCUCCUCAAACUUUGUCUCUCUACUGCUCCUGUUUGUCACACUCUUCAUGACUCCUUUGCACUUUGGCCCGACAUGCUUUUCUAAUGUGUCCAAUUUUUCCACAGUUAUGGCAUUUAGUCUCUUUGAAAUGACAUUCAUUUGCAUUGUGACUUUUUUCCUUUGCAUCUGUGGCCAUUUUUUUUUUCUUGUGAAUGUUUUCCUCACUAGUCCAUUCACCCUCAGCUGUCGAGUGUCUCUGUCUGCAGUCUCCUUAUUGAGAGCAAUCUCAAAAGCUUUGGCGGAGGUCAGCCCGUCCUCCGAAAGUAACCUCCUCCGAAAGUAACCUCCUCCUAAAGUAACCUCCUCCGGCACGCUUCGUUUUUAAUUCCAUUUACCAACCGAUCCCUCAGUGCAGAAUCCAGAUACCCACCACAAUCACAGUUAGCUUUCUGUUGUUUUAGCUCUGUGACUUACUGGGCAACAGUCUUACUUGUUGUUUUUUUUGGUUGCAUCUAAUAAAACAGAAACGUUCAGCAACUAAUAAGGGCUUGAGCUCAUGGUGUUUUUUUUCAAUAUGGCCACAGUCUCAUCAAAUGUCUUGUCUCCCGGCUUUUCAGGUUGUACUAAGUUUCGAAAAAGUCCGUAUGCUUUAGCACCCAUCACACUUAGCAACACCAACGUCGUUCGCUUCCAGGCUCUGACUUGACCACGGCUCAACCUCUGGUCUGAAAUUAACUAUUUUGCCAACCUGGGCCAUU